Molecule: messenger RNA, 705 nt
Organism: Trypanosoma grayi
Lineage: Eukaryota; Euglenozoa; Kinetoplastea; Trypanosomatida; Trypanosomatidae
Exons: 1
Coding region: 1-705 (234 amino acids)
Source: RefSeq, a predicted model, not a curated record
AUGCGUCGCUCCGAAGCGCGGUGUGUGGGACUCUUCUGGCCCACUACCGCCCCGCUUCGCGGCGGCUACAAGUUCUUCGAGGACAUGUUCCCGAAGCACGAUCCAGCACCGCGCUAUGCGACGUACGAGGAACAGGCAGGCAGUGCCACCGUCAAGUCCCUCGAGCCGAAGCGGCAGAUGACGGAGACGGAGAAGCUGCACCACCUGCACGACUGGAAAAAGGAGAACGAUGGCCUCACGCCGCCGCCGGAGUUCGGCUGGCCGGAGGAGUGGGGUCCGGAGCCGGGCGAAGAGGGCCACAGCGAGUGGUACAAGAAGAACCGUAUGUACAUGUCGUACGAGGAGAAGUGCAAGUACGACCUCCGCACGGGCGUCCCGGUGGAGAAGAACUCUAUGCGCCACCAAGAGAUGCCGUACCACAAGCGCAUGAAGGCGGCAUACCACAACCUACAUGAGGAGAAGCCGCAGUGGUUUGACCCGCGGCAGCGCAAGUAUUGGGCGCACUACUCGUACGAAGAUCAGCGCGACUCUGUCGCCAAGUCACGCGACGACUACCUGCGGGAAUGGCUGGAUAAACCAGAUGUGACGCGAGAGAAUGUCGCCAAGAAGAUAGGUGAAUACAAUGGCACGGCGAAGCAACAAAAUGUGAAGCCCGUGCAGCGGCGCCCCGAAUGGGAGUUGGCGCCUUUGCCAGGGGAAGAUUGA